UCUGCAACGAUCGAGCGUGGAUCGAGCCAAAGGCAAACCCCUGCUCAGUGCGGACAGUUCAGUUUCAGUCGAGCUUUCGAGCAGAAAAUUUUUUCCCCAGUAUCAGGCGAAACAGAUAAGCAAAAACCUCCCCGAUUGUCCAUUUAGAUUGAAUACUCACGUGUGCGACUGUGUGUGUGUGUGUGUGGCUUUCUUUUCUUGCUCGAGUGCAGUGGCUGGUAGUGCAUACGUAUAGUGUUGUGAGUAUAUUUCACCCAACCGUGUACUGAAAGUUUGCUGGGAGAAAGUUCUCAGCCCCUCCCCUUCCGGUUAGUGUUAGUGAGUGAUUUUGCCUUCCCCUCUUCCCUGAACCAACCACCGAGCACGAACGACCCAUCGCAAGUGAUAAGAGCAAAGGUUUUCCCUUCUCCUCCCUCCCCUUUCCACCUGACCGGCUUUAGGCCGGUUGUACUCCUCGCUCUCUUUCUCUUUCUCUCCCUUCGUCCGUACCCUUGUUGUGCGCCCUGGUAGCUUCUAGGGGGUGGUCAGCCUGUAGGACCGCCGCAUCAGCAUGACGCUGAAAGACGAAAUCCUGACCGCCGAUGUCAAACCCGACUUCGGCGUGUCCUAUAGCAAGGAAGACAACCUUCUGCCGUCGAAACGCCAGCAAAGCGCACCUCAGGCGCCCCCAGCCGAACCGACAGCAACACAGCCCUCCCAGCGUACCCGGGAGCCCGAAUGUGUUGCGGCCCAUCGCCCUGAGUCACAGCGACUGGCGACGAGGCCGAUCUAUCACUACCGUCCAUGCAACACGACGUCCUCCGGGCUGCGCUACUCCAACGAUCCCAACGAACCCGACGACGAUAACCCUAGCGAGGGAUUUAAGAUGUACGAUAUUUUGGUUGUGAACAAAAACUACGAUGCCGAAGGACCGGACUCGAUCUCGGUGCGCGUCGGCGAUCUGGUCGAGGUCCUCGAUAUGGGCGAUUCGGCCGUCAAUGCGGCAAAGAAGCCGAAGCUCGAUCCGCAGAUGAACAUUGGCCAGAGCGAGGACCGGCUCGACAGCUCGGCCUCGAGGCACAAGCUGGCGGUGAAGCCGAAGAAGAACCACCAGAGCUCGUCCCAUCGUCGUAGCGUCAGUCCACAGCCACCGUAUCAACCGAAACCGAACGAGAAGUGGAAAGUACGAAUCUUUGACGGUGACGACAACGCGAAAGCCGGCUGGAUACCGGUGUCCGUGCUGGACAUCAAUCAUACCGAGCAGGCCGUGUUCGGCGAGAAGUCCAACGAUGCCGCCUAUCGGCGAGAAGCCGUCGUUCGCGAGCUGGUCGAAACGGAGGAAGAGUUCGCCAAGGAUCUGCAGCAGGUCGUCGACAACUACCUCAAGUACAUCGACAACAAGGACAACAAGGUGCCGCGUGUGGUGCGCGAUCACAAAGAUGACAUCUUUAACAACUUCAAGCAGAUUGCGGACUUUCACAACACGGUACUUAUCGAGGGUGUGAAGUACUACGCAAACAAUCCGAAGAUGAUCGGCAAAACGUUCCUGCGGCUCGAGCGCGACUUCGACAAGCAUGUCAAGUACUGCCGCGAUGCACCGGUUGCGCAGGAAUUUCUUGCAUCGAACGAUGCCAUCCGAGACUUCUUUAUGGAGCUAUCGGCGAACAUCGACGACGAUAAAAGUCUCACCGAGCAUCUGAAGCUUCCGAUCCAGCGUAUCAACGAUUACAAACUACUCUUCAAGGAACUGCUCAAGUACUCGACCGCACUCGGCGAAAAUGUGCUCGACAUCCAGAAGGCGCUCGAGCUGAUGCUCUCGGUGCCGAGCCGGGCGGCGAACAACAAAUUUCUCGAAGCGAUCGAAGGAUUCCGAGGCAAUCUGCAGAAGCUGGGCCGCGUGCUCGCCCACGAGUACUUUGGCGUGCGGGACCGGGAGAACAAGAUCAAGGAGCGCUACCUGUUCCUGUUCAAGUCGCGCAUCCUCGUCACGAAGGUGAAGCGCCUGUCUGACGAUCGGUCGAUCUUCAUCCUGAAGGACAUCGUGCGCCUGCCGGACUGCGAGCUGCGGGACAUCGAUACGCGCGCGUUCGAGCUGGUGCCGAAGGGCAAGGGCUCCGAUCCGGUCCAUCUGAUCGCCUACUCGGAGGAGGCGAAGCAGCGCUGGAUCUACGAGAUUAGCGAGUACGCCAACAACGCGGUCGCGCUGCAGGAACACUCGAACGACGAUCUGCGGCUCGAUCCGACGCAAACCAACAUCGACGACAGCAUCAUCAAGCUGCCGCAGCGCAUCGAGGCGCACAAGACGGACGAAAACAUCAAACCGUCCGACAUUGCGGACAGCUACGUGGUGUUCAAGCACAAGACGAGCCGGGACGAGUCGCACCAGGCGCUGCAGAAGAUCCAGUACCUGCAGCAGCAGCAGCAGCAGCAUCUGCCCCAGCAGCUCGGCGAGUCGGCGGAGCCGGCAGUGGUGGUGGAGGAGGAGGAGGAAAAGUCCGCCUCGGUCCAGGAACGGUUGGCCGCGUUCGAGGUGAAGAAGUCGGCGAAGAAGUUGGACCUAACGCACACCAAGCAGCAGGAAGCGAUCGCCGUAGCGUCGAGCGUGGUGCAGUCGGAAACGAAGACAGCUUCGUCCGUGUCCUCAUCAUCCGUGUCCGUUACCUCCUCGUCCGUGUCCGUGAAGGAGGAGCAACACGAGCGAUCGGUUGCCGUGAAACGCCAACAGGAGGUGCAGCUGGAAAGCUCGGUCACGAAGAGCAGCAAGUCGGAGAGCAAGACGGUGUCGUCCGUGUCGUGCUCCACCAGCAACUCCAGCAUCAGCUCGUCCCAGGAAUCGUCGCUCGCUGAAACUCAGCAAACGCAGCAGCAGCUGCUCGAGCAGCAGAACAAAAUCAAGCAGAUCGAGUCGAAGUACGCCGCGCUGAAACAGAAGCAGCUCGAGCAGAAGUCGGAAAUUGUCGAUGCCAAGUUCCAGAUCGUCGAGACCAAGUUUGCCGCACUCAAGCAGAAGCAGGAACUGUUGCUGCAGGAGCAACAUCAGCAGCAGGUAACAACCUCCACUACUGCCAGUGCUGUUGUAGCCCAACAGCAGCAGCAGCAAGUUGAGGCGGUUUCGAAGAUCCAGCAGAUCGAAUCUAAGUACGCGGCUCAGAAGCAGGAGGAAGCCGUUUCAAAAAUUCAGCAGAUCGAAUCGAAAUACGCCGCUCGCAAAUCAUCGCUCACAGGAGUGACUGUGGAAGAGUCGGUCAAGCAGCAGCAGCAGCAGCAACAGCAAACAACUGCUUCGGUGCAACAAGAACAGCAACAAAAAACCGUUAUCUCCACCGUUGCGGUGGAAAAGGCAGCGGAAGAGCCGCUCUCGAAGCUCCAGCAGCUUGAGUCCAAGUACACUGCCCAUAUCCAGCAGGCAAAGGAACUGGUAAAAGAAUCGAUUGAAGCGACGAUUAAGAGCGAAGCUGAACCAAAACCAGAACCAAAGUCUGCUGACUCACCGCAAACGGAAUCGCUUUCGAAGAUACAGCAGAUCGAAUCGAAGUAUGCCGCCCUCAAGGCACGCCAGCAGCAGCAACUGCAGGAGAUUAAGGCGGCCGAAGUGACGACGGAUACGACCGUUACCGUAGCGCAGCAGCAGCAAACCCAAACGCCAUCUGCCGAAGAACCUCAGUCGAAGAUCGCCCAGAUCGAGGCAAAGUACGCGUUCAAGCGUCAACAAUCACUGAGCGUUGAUGAGUCGCUUAACUCGAAGCUCCCCGUUCCGGUGAAGAAGGAAGCGGAGGUACAAUCAACGGUGAAGGUUGCAAAGCAAGAGACAACAGCCACCAAGACUGAACAGGUUACGAAAACUUCGGAAGUAAAAGCUGCUGAAAUUAAGAGUGCAGAAGCUGUCAAAGUUCAGGAGACGGUGAAAGUUGAGCAGAAAGAAGUGAAGGAGUCGAAAAAGAAGAUCCCUGAACCGAUUAAGCUUACGGAACAGGCAACGAAGACUGCAGGUGAUAAGGGACCGGACUCGCCCAAGAAGGGUAAAACACCGAAGACUCCGAAAUCUCCAUCGCCCAAGAAGGAGGCUGUUCCGUUUAAACCAAAGCCGGAAGAACCUAAAAAGACCGUUGAACCGGUUAAAACUGUGCCAGCGAAGCCAGCAGAACCGACCACGCCGGAGAAAUCGGUUGAGGCAUCGAAGCCUGCUGAACCGGUAAAGGUUGACAAACCGGUAGAACAAUCGAAGCCCGCCGAAGCGGUUAAGACCUCCAAGCCUGUUGAAUCGCCAAAGCCAGUUGAAACUCCCAAGCCUGCAGAGCCAGUUAAGACUGUAAAGCCUGCAGAACCAACUAAGCCCGUUGAACCGGUUAAGACUGCAAAGUCUUCGGAGGAACCGAAGAAGCCAGCUGAACCAGCGAAGACUGUGAAGCCUGUCGAGUCUCCCAAGGCAGCUGAACCGGUGAAGGUUGAGAAACCUGCUGAGCAGGCAAAGCCUGUUGAACCGGUUAAGACUACUAAGACUCCGGAGCCGACGAAACCAUCUGAACCGGUAAAACCAGCUGAGCCAGUGAAGGUUGAGAAACCUGCAGAACCGGCAAAGCCUGUUGAACCGGUGAAGCCUGUUGAACCGGUUAAGACUACUAAGACACCGGAGCCCACGAAACCAACUGAACCGGCAAAGCCUGUCAAGCCAGCAGAGCCUGUCAAAGUUGAGAAACCAUCUGAACCGGCCAAGACCGUGAAACCUGCUGAGCCUGCAAAGCCUGCUGAAUCUGCAAAGCCUUCUCCUCCAUCGAAGAUUCCUGAGCCUACCAAACCUUCGAAGCCUGCAGAACCAAUCGCUAAACCUGUUGAACAAGCGAAGGCCACGCCUGAACCUCCCAAGAAGGUAGUGUCCGAACCGGUUAAGGUUGAGGCACCUAAAGCCACUCAACCGGCUAAGGCUCCAGAACUUGUGAAAGCUCCCGAACCGACGAAACCAACUGAAACACCGAAACCCGUUCAGGAACCUGCCAAACCUGCUGAACCAACAAAACCACUGGCAAAUAAGCCGGUGGAGUCACCUAAAGUAGCGGAACCUGUCAAGGUCGAAGAACAACCAGCUCGCCGUCCCGAUUCACCCAAGUCGGCUAAGAAAGCAUCCUCGCCGAAGAAGACAUCUCCGCCGAAGGAACCGAAGAAGGUGCCGGAACCGGUUGUGCCAAAACCGGUGGAAAAGAAGACUGAGUCCGUGAAGGUACAGGAACAGAAGAAGACUGAAACGACGACCACAACCGUUCAGAAGGCUAGUGAGAGUGUCAAACAGGUAGAGACCGUUACAACUCGCAAAGGUCGUACUACACCUGCGGCGGUGUCCGACGACGCGUCCCCGGUCGAGGGUGCCGUCGAGCAGAAGUCGCGCGAGGAAGCGCUCAACCGCAAGCUAGAGGAAAUAUACGCCCGCGAAAAGGCGACCCUAGCCGAGGCGAAGCGUAUCCGUGAGCUGGAGGAGCAGGAAAUACGGCGCAAGUUCGAGCAGCGAUCGAUCCGCGAGAUCCAACAGAUCAAGGAGACAGCUACAGAAUUUCUGCAGCAGAUUGCUGCCACCCGUAAUCUCGUCCAGUCGGUGCUGGAAACGAGUACCGAGCCGAGGGUUCCGCAAGUGACCAAAGCAGCGACAAGUGCGGCCGCAUCCGGUGGAGAAGGAAACAACUCCCAACCAAGCUCCGGAUCUGGACAGGAAGGGUCGUCCGAUCAAUCAGCUCAAGAAGCGGGUAGUGGUGGUGAUCAGGGUGCAGCACCCAACCAAUCGGAGCAAUCCGCUGGCGAACAGGGUGGUUCUGCCGGCAGUAACAACGGCAACGACGGUAACGGCGAUCGUGAGGACAAAAAGCGUACACCUCCGCCACUGCAGCUGCCUACCUUCUUCGAUCCACCGCCACCACCGGUCUAUCAGGCGACGAUCGAGGUGUUCAUCAAGAAGGAGCGUCCGCCACCACCGCCACCACCAAAGAUUACGCGCAAACUCGUAGUUAACACCGACGAGCUAGAGCGCAAAACGCAAGCCUUCUUCGACGGGGAGAUCAACGAACCCGAUCCAGACUUUUCCAUUGCGGCGGCACACCGCAAGCUCAAGGGCAUCAAGAACAUCUGCAAGAAGGCGGACGAAACCGUCCUGUACGCGGAGGACACGAUCGUGAAGGCGGAACAGGGCGAGUUCGACAGUAUCGUGAUCCCCGAGCCGGAGGAAGACAAGCGACCGCGCGAACCGGUGUACGAGUACCAGUACACGGUCGAGGAUCCGGUAACGGGAGCGCGCGUCUGCACGGCCGACCCGAACCUGGUGCUGAUCGAGAAGGAGCUAAGGAUGGAGGACCAUUACGGUUCGGCGCACUCGCGCUACUCAUCGUCGCGGUUGUCCUCGCGCAGGAGUCACACCUCGGAAGCUCAAGAGAAAGAACUAGCUGCGAUAGAGACGCGCCACGUGUCCAAGAUGUCGACGACCAACACGAAGAAGAUCCGCGUACCGACCAACAUACGGCCGCACUUCAUCAAACCGAUCCGUGGUCUCACGGUGGAGCCGGGUGAAAAUGCCAAGUUCACUGUUCAGGUGGACGAAAUGUCCAACAUGCAGUGGCUGAAGGACAACAAGCCGCUCGACGAUCGUCUAGCCGACCGUGUGAUCACGAAGGAGAACGAUGAUCUUACGUACUCGCUCGAAAUCCAGCACUGCCGUGAGCAGGACAGUGGCAUCUACACGGCCCGUGCCAUCAACGGUACGGAGAAUGCCUCCUGUACCGCUCAGCUCAUCGUUGAAACACUGACACCAGAACAGCGUAAGGCAAUGUCCGAGUCCAACUCGCCGGUGUUCUCGGUUCAGCUGAAGGACACGGAGGUCAUCGAGAAGACCUACCUCACCUUCAUGGUGAAGGUGAAGGGCGAUCCGGCACCGAAGGUUCGAUUCUGCAAGGAUGACAAGGAAAUUCUCGACACCGACAAGCGCAUGAAGAUUAACCGCGACCGGGCGGACAUCGGCUAUUACGAGCUGAUCAUCCCGGAGGUGCACAAGGGCGACUGCGGCGUGUACUCGUGCACCGCCUGGAACAAGUUCGGCACCACCAAGACCGAGGCCCAGCUGCUCGUGGCCGACCAGCUCGAUCUGUUCUCCGAGCUCGAUAAUCUGGACGACAAGACGAAGUUCGUGUGGAAGAAGAACGGCGUAGCGUUCGAUCCGGAGGAACGGUUCAAGGUGCUGAUGGCGGAUGAUUCCGACUCGCUGGCGCUUGUCUUCCAGCACGUCAAGCCCGAAGAUGCUGGACUUUACACUUGUGUUGCCGCGACGUCCUCGGGUAAUAUCCAGUGUAGCGCUGAACUGACCGUUCAGGGACAAGUGAACCAGCUGAUACAGGAACCAUCCAAGCCGCACCUGGAGGUCGAGUCGCGGGAAGCGCUGGCCCGAAUCGGCGGCAAGGCGCUGCUCGAGAUGAAGGUCAAGGGCUACCCGAAGCCGGAGAUCGUCUGGCGCCACGAGGGUACGAUCAUCGAGCCCGGCGGUCGGUACAAGUUCCUCUACGAGGACGCCGAGUCCGUGUCGCUCGUCAUCAAGGACGUGCAGCCGUCCGAUGCGGGCGCGUACUCGAUCGUGGCCCAGAACGAGCUCGGCGAAGACUCGACGUUUAUCAAUCUGGUCGUAAAGACGCCUCCCACCAUCACGAAACCGCACGAUAUGGCGGCGAUGGUGAACGAACAGUACAAGAUGUCGAUCGAGGUCAAUGCGGUGCCGGCCGCGACCGUGCGCUUCUUCCGCAACGGCAAGGAAAUCCGGGAGGACGAUCGCAUCAAAUUCCUGACCGCCGAGAACUACUACAUCAUCAAGUUCAAUCACACCGUGCUGGAGGAUGCUGGCAACUAUUCGAUCAUUGCGAUGAACGAAAUCAGCCAGGCGUCCGAGUUCUGGGAGUUUACGAUCAACUCGCCGCCGCGAACGACCCUGCGCCUGCAGGAGGAAACGGUCGUGAACGAGAAGGAGGACAUCGAGCUGGUCGUGAAGGCCGAGAGCAACCCGGCCCCGAUCGUGCGCUGGUACAAGGACGGCAAGGAGGUGGUGGCCGACGGCAAGCGCGUCGUCAUCAUUGCCGAGGACGGCCGGUACGUGCUGAAGAUUCACGCCGCCAACCGGGACGAUACCGCCCUGUACACGGCCGACAUCAUCAACGAUUACGGCACCGUGACGGAAAAGUCGCAGGUCAACGUGAGCACCAAAUCGAAGGUGCGCGAACAGCUGACCGCCCUCACCUGCAAGGAGGGCGAAACGAACGUAAUGCUCGAGGUGAAGGCGGACGGCUACCCGCGCCCGAAGGUGCAGUGGUACAUCGACGAUGUGGAGAUUACCGAGUCGCGCAACGAGUACAAGUUCCAGGAGGACGGCCUGUACUACCAGCUGGUGCUGAAGGAGGUGAAGGCGGAAAUGCAGGGCGUGUACAAGGCCCGGUUCACCAACGAGCUCGGCACGGACGAGACGAGCGCCAUGACGACGGUGCAGUGCUCGCCCAAGGUGCGCAAACCGCUCGUGGAUACGGACGUGGACGAGAACACGACGCUCACGCUCGAGGUUGAGAUCUACGCGGAGCCGGUGCCGGAGGUGACCUGGUUCAAGAACGGGCAACCGAUCCAGACGGACGCACGGCUGACGAUCAAGCGCGAUUCGCAGCGCGUCGAGAACUAUACGCUGUCGCUGACGAUGGUGCGUGGCGCCGACUCUGGUGACUACGAGGUGCGGGCCGUCAACUCGAUGGGCACUGCUACGACCAAGGGCCGAGUCGUUGUUCAAACUGUCUAUGUAGAAGAGCAGGCUGACGGGGAGCCGCCGGUAGUGAUCGAGGAGGAAGCGCUCGUUACCGAAACGGUAGCGAUCGAGGUGGAGGAAACUGUAUUGCAGGUCCAGCCGCAGGAGGAGGAGGAGCAGAUCGUCGAAGAACCGGCAGAAGAGGAGGUGCAGCCGAACGUCGUCACUGUGGAGAUGUCCGAAGAGGUCACGCUGGUGCAGGAAGUCGUCAGUGAGGUGACGAUUGCCGCGCCAAUUGCGGUACCGGAACAAGUGCCGGAGGCGAUCGAGGAUGUGCCAGCGCCCGUGCAGAAAGCGCCAGAACCAAUCUCCGAACAACAGGAGGCCAUUGUAGCGAGCCCCGGGGAGAAUGCCGAAGCCCACCGUAUGAUAAGUGAGUGUAUGAAGAUCGGUCAGCACGGUGAGACGAUCAUGGUCUCGGUAUGUACCGAGGAAAGCCACGCAGCAAUAGUCACAGGUCCCGAAGAAUCCCACUCCAUCCAUCAGAUGCGUGCGACAACGGUGAUCUUCGAGGAGGACAGUGGAUCACCGAUCGAGGUGAUGCAAAAGAUCAUCUACCCGAACAAACCGCACGCUUCGGCACUGCACGUGGAGGAGAUCGACACGAUCACCUUCACCUCGCCGGAGCAAAAGCGCCAGUAUCAGUCGCAACAGUCCGCGAGCGAUGCAGCCACCCGUACCUUUAUCGAGGAGUUCGAAUCCGACAACGAUUCUGCCGGUGGAAAGGGCAAGCUGUCGCGCGGUGUAUCGAUCAACUCCGCCUCGGAGGAUGAGCUGCAGCUGCUGUCACGUCAAGCAAGUUGCACCGAAAGUGUACCGGCGACUCCCACCAAUGCAACGCUCGGUAAGAGUGAGCUAGAAAAGGAAACGAUCUCCCAGAAAUCGUGCGAAGAGCCGAAGGUGGAGGCCGUAAAGGUGGAAGACGUACCCGAUUCUCCGCGCAAGGGUAAUUUGCUCGAGUCGGGAACGUACGAAGAGCGAGCCGGUAAGCGAUCGAUUGAAAAGAAGGUUUCCUUUGAGGAUGAGUUGUCGCCGCAGCAGGGUAAGACGCUCGAACGGCAGGAAGUGAUCGACAAUGAGCCAGAGCAACCGGAGCCGAUAAAGGAGGAGGUUGUGGAGAAACGAUCUGCCAGCAGCAAAGCGCUUGCCAAGGAACCGAUUGUGGACGGUACUGUGGAGGAGAGUGCUGAAAAGGCUGUUAUUAGCGAAGAAUCACAAGAACCGGCACGUCCAGAAGCAUCGCCGGAGAUCCUGAAGACGGAUAUUGCCGAUGUGACGACGUUCGACUCGCUGCCGCUGAUCUGGACCGUGGAAGCCGACGGUAUUCCACGCCCGGAGGUGUGCUGGUACCACAACGACGAGCUGGUUAAAUCUAGCGAUCGUAUCCGCAUCACUGACUCGGGUACGACGUACAAGAUCGAAAACCGUGACGUGAAGGAAGCAGAUGCUGGCGAAUGGAAGGCCGUGGUGAAGAACCGCAUUGGCGAAAAGUCUCUGCCAGCGAAGCUGACCGUUAUUCCUUGCAAGGAAUAUCGCCGUCCGAAGUUCAUGAAGGGACUGCAGAACAUCUCCGUGCACAAGAACGAACCGGUAACGCUGUCCGUAACGCUUACCUCGGACCCGGAGCCGGAGAUCACCUGGCUGCAGAACGGCAACGAGGUGAAGGCGGACGACUACAUCGUGCUGAAGACGGAGAUCAAGGAGCUGGAGUACAACCUGAAGGAGAUCACGUACACGCUGCACAUUGAUCAGGCCCGGCACUACGACACCGGUGACUACACCUUCCAGGCGAAGAACAAGUACGACGUGAGCGAAUCGAACGGCCGGCUGGAUGUGCUGCUGAAGCCGGAGAUUGAGAACUUCCGCGACACGACGGUGCUGCCGUUUACGCAGGGCGUCUUCCAGGUGCUGGUGAAGGCUAACCCCAAGCCGAAGGUCACCUGGACGAAGGAUGGGCUGAACCUGUGCAACAACGAUAACUGCGACGUGAUUGCGGACAUUGAGAAGGAAGUCUACACGUUGGUGAUUGAAUCGUGUGCUCUGGCCGAGCACGGUACCUACACGCUGACGGCUUCCAACGCUCAGGGCGAAACGGUCGCCACCGCUAACCUCAACGUGCACACCGAGAAGCCCAAGUUCACCAAGGAACCGGACAGUCUUACCGUGCACGAUUGGGCCGACGUCUACAACAAGGUGGUGGUGCAGGGCGUACCACGCCCAGCCAUCCAGUGGCUGCACAACGGUACCCCGCUCGAUACGCAGGAGAUCGACGAGGAGUCGCAGGAGCCGAAGAUCAAGAUCGUCACGUCUGGCGACACGGAGGUGACGAGCGAACUGUUCAUCACGCACUUCGGACCGGAGCUGCAGGGUGAAUACUCCUGCCUGGCGACGAGCAUUGGCGGCGAAACCGAGGCCAAGUUUAACAUCCAGGUCAAGAACGAGCAGCCCGUGUUCGGUAAGGGACUGGAGCGUUCGCUCGAUCUGGAGGAGGACGACCGUUUGGAACUGCGCUGCAUCGUCGACGGCAGUCCGCUGCCAAAGAUGACCUGGUACAAGGACUCCAAUGAAAUCAAGGCCGACGAUCAUGUUAAGAUCACUUAUGGACAUGACGGCAUCUGCCGCCUGGUGAUCGAUAACGUUCUCCCAGGAGACAGCGGCUGCUACAAGUUGGUGCUGUCGAACAAGAGUGGUGAUGUGACCACGCAGUGCGGUGUUGCUAUCACUCCAAAGCAAAAGCCGCCGGUGUUUGUGCGCCCGCUGCAGGACCACAAGCUGACCGUGGGCGACACGCUGCACAUGGAGGCGGAGAUCGCCGGCUUCCCGAUGCCGGAGGUGCGCUGGUUCAAGGACGGGCUGCCGCUGCGUCAAAUCCGCGGCAUCAACUUCAUCAACCAGCCGGACGGUUUGGUCGGCUUCAUCAUCGACAGGGUGACGGCCGAGGACGCCGGCAUCUACACGUGCGAGGUGAAGAACAAGAACGGCGAGGCCAAGUCCGCCUCGCUCACGGAGAUUGUGCCGAAGGGCAAGAAGCCACAGUUUGUCAGCGAGCUGAUGAACGCCAACAUUGUGGAGGGUUUCCCGAUCAAGCUGACCGUGAAGGUGAUUGGCUACCCGCAGCCGGCGGUUAAGUUUACCCACAACGGUACGCUGGUGGCUGGCGAUCGGUACAGGAUCACCGAGGAAGGCGAGGGUGCCUUUACGCUGGCGCUGGACAAAACGACCGGCACGGACUGUGGCGAGUAUCAGGCGAUCGCAACGAACGAGCACGGCGAAACGAUCAGCGCGGCGACGGUGAACAUUCUGCCCACGACCGAUCCGUCGCUGCCGGAGGAGCCACCGAGCUUCCUGGGCGGGCUGCGCGACAUCACGGCCGACGAGGGCAAGGAGCUAACGUUCUCGGCCCGCUUCGCCGGCAAUCCGGCACCGGAAGUGAUCUGGACGAAGGACGGCGAACCGCUGCAGCCGACCGGUCGCGUGUCGGUGACCUGCGACGGCAAGAGCGUCGGGUUGACGAUUACGCCCGCCGAGAUGUCGGAUUCGGGCGAGUACGCUUGUCUGAUGGCGAACCCGCUGGGUGAAACGGAAACGCGUGCCGCCGCCAUCGUGCGCAAGGUGUUCCAGAAGCCGAACUUUGUGUAUCCGUUCUCCGACAUGCAGCAGCUGCCAGGGCUGGAGGCUAAGUUCCCAGCCAAACUGGUCGGUGUGCCGCGCCCGGAGGUGCAGUGGUACAAGAACGAGUCGCCCAUCCAUCCGGACGAUCGGUACAAGAUGAAGUACGAGGGCGACUGCGUCUGCCUGUACAUCAAGGAGUGCGCCCCGGAGGACACCGGACUGUACUCGUGCACGGCGACGAACCGCGAAGGUAGCAGCACCAUCGAGGCGAAGCUGGAUGUCGUUACGCGAAUUGAGAAGCGCGAUGAGCCGACGCCACCAUCGUUCAUGAAGAAGCUCAACGAUAUGACGCUGCUGGACGGUAUGAAGGCGAAGCUGACUGUGUGCGUCGACGGUUUCCCGAUGCCCACGGUCGAAUGGAUCCGCGACGGUCGCCGGCUGGUGCCGAGCGAGAAGUACCGCAUCGAGGCGGAGAAGAACGGACUUGCCCGUCUGAUCGUGGAUGACGUGCAGGAGGAAGAUCUCGGCCGGUACAGCUGCAAGGCGGUGAACAACCUGGGCGAGGCUAUCUGCCACGCUAACCUGAAGUUCGAACCAUCCGACUACCGUCCGCGUCGUCGCUACGUCAAGGGCAAGGGCAAGGAUCUGCUCCACACGCCACCGUACCCGCUGACGGAGAAGCCGAUCAUCUCGAAGCUGUCCGACCGGCGGCUGACGCUUUCGUGGCGCCCUUCGAUGACGACCGUGCCGCGCUAUCCGGUCACUUAUCAGCUGGAAAUGAUCGAACUACCGGACGGCGAGUGGCACACGACCCGUUCCGGCAUCCGCGGCUGCUCGUGCGAGGUCCGCAAUCUGGAACCGUUCCGCGAGUACAAGUUCCGCAUUCGCGUCGAGAAUCUGUACGGCGUAAGCGACCCGAGCCCGUACGUGCAGACGUACCGGCAGAAGCUGGAACCGGAACCGCCCGUGUUCUAUCCAUACCUGGGGCCGGGCCGUGACUUCCGCCCUGACACGUCGGCGCACUAUCCGCGCGACUUUGACGUGGAGCGUCCGGGGCACCGCCAUCAGGCACAGGCGCCCGAGUUUCUGCGCCAGGAGCAGCCGGUCCAGUACGGUACGAAGAAUCACAACGUCAGCCUGUUCUGGUUCGUGUACGGCUAUCCGAAGCCUACAAUGACCUACUACUUCAAUGAUCAGAUCAUUGAGGCGGGCGGCCGUUAUAGCUUCAGCUACACGCGCAACGGACAGGCGACGCUGUUCAUCAACCGUAUGACCGAUCGGGACGUCGGUGUCUAUGAGGCGGUGGCCACGAACGAGCACGGCUCGGUGCGGCAGCGCGUCUGCCUGGAGCUGGGCGAGUAUCCGCGAUUCCUGCAGCGCCCGGAGGAGGUGUUCAUUAUGGGGCGCCGAUCGGGACGCGUCGAGGCGAAGAUUACCGGUGUACCGUUCCCGGAUAUUAAGUGGUACAAGGACUGGCAGCCGAUCCACGAAUCUUCUCGUAUCAAGAUGAUCUUCUACGAGCCGGACACGUGUGUGCUGCUGCUGACGGACGCGAUCAAGAAGGACGAAGGCCUGUACUCGAUCAGCGCGCGCAACGCAAUCGGCUCGAUCAGCUCGUCCGUGACGGUGCACGUGGAGGACAACGAGGAGGACUACGUGUACAAUGCGCAUCACCGCACGCCGUACGUGCGCGCCCGCAACAAGGUGUACCAGGACUUCUACGAUCUGGGCGACGAGAUUGGACGUGGCACGCAGGGCAUAACGUACCACGCGACGGACCGUUCGAAUGGGCGUAACUUUGCCGCCAAGAUCAUGUACGGCAGCCCCGAUCUGCGUCCGUUCAUGUUCAACGAGGUGGACAUCAUGAACAUACUGAACCACCGCAAGCUGAUCCGGCUGCACGACGCGUACGACAUUAACCGGUCGAUCACGCUCAUCCUGGAGCUGGCAUCGGGCGGUGAGCUGGUGCGGGACAAUCUGCUCAAGUACGAUUACUACACCGAGCGGCAGAUCGCGAUCUACGUGUACCAGGCGCUGCUCGGGUUGGAGCAUAUGCACACGCGCGGCAUCGCGCACAUGGGACUCACCAUUAAGGAUCUGCUGAUUGCGCACCCCGGUAGCGAUAAUCUGAAGAUCUGUGACUUUGGGCUGGCACGGCGCAUUGAGGAUGACAAGCUGUACACGCUCGACUACGGUAUGCCCGAGUUUGUCGCGCCGGAGGUGAUCAAUCGCUGCGGUGUCGGUCUGGGACAGGAUAUGUGGUGUGUUGGUAUCAUCACGUACAUUCUACUCGGUGGCGUUAGCCCGUUCCUGGGUCGUAAUGAUCGCGAAACGCUGACGCGCGUCAAGGAGGGCAAGUGGACGUUCAUCGGCUCGGUGUGGGAGAACAUUUCGACUGAGGCGCGUGACUUCAUCACCCGCCUGCUGGUGUACGAGGAGAAGCACCGUAUGACGAUUCGCGACGCACUGAAUCACUCAUGGUUCGAUGUGAUCUACCGCCGUACGUUCGAAGAGUACCAGAUCGGUACGGAUCGGCUGCGCAGCUACUACUACCACUAUAGGGACUGGUACACGAACGCAUCCUGCCGCACCUGGUACCGGCGCCGUCCGUUGAUGAGCUGCUUCGACCAUCCGUCGCGCAUGGUGUACCCGCCGGGCAUUAUCUUCACGCCCGAGGGCACGCCACCACCGAUGCAGGUGGACGACAUCCCGCACAAGCGCAAGAAGUGGGAGGAGUACGUGUCGAAGGACAACCAUCCCGACUACGAGACGGCUUCGUUCAAGUCGGAAAGCCACUACCAGUACGGACCGGACACGUAUCUGCUCCAGCUGCGUGACACCACCUUCCCGUGCCGACUGCGCGAGUACAUGAAGAUCGCGAAGCACCGUUCGCCAAGCUUGGUGUCGGAUUCGAACUACGAUGGCAGUCUUCCCAUCAUCCGUGAGCGUCGCCGCUUUACGGACGUGAUGGACGAGGAGAUUGAUGACGAGCGUCGCAGCCGCAUCACGCGCUACGGCACGGACGACAGCAUUACGGUGACGCGCCGGCUGCGCAACGAGGUCGGCACGCGCCUUGGCUCGUACGCCGAGGCGGAAGCGCUGAUCGAGUGCAAGCGCGAGGGUCAGCCGCCGUUCUUCCGCGAAAAGCCGCAAACGAUCGCGAUCCGCGAGGGCGAACCGAACCAGAUCAUCUGCUACGCGGUCGGUGAUCCGAAACCAUCGGUCACGUGGUUCCGCAACGACAUGGUCAUCACCGACACGAACCGCAUCAAGGUGCUGGACGAUGUGGACGGCCGCUCGGUCAUCCAGUUCCAUCCGGCCACGCACAACGAUGUCGGUGUGUACAAGGCGGUGGCAAGCAAUCGCGUCGCAAAGACGGUCGCGCGCUGCCGCGUGGUGAUUGCCGUCAUUCCGGACGCACCGGAUGCGCCGGACGCGGUGGCCGUGAGCGACACGGAGGUGCUGCUGCGCUGGAAGCAACCGCGCAGCGACGGCAACUCGCAGGUCAUCUGCUACAGCCUGGAGCAGAAGGAGCACGGCAAGGCGGACUGGGUCGACGUGGCGAGCAACAUCGAUCACGAGUUCUUCCUGGUGCACGAUUUGCGCCCGACCGUGGGCUACCAGUUCCGGCUGGCGGCGUACAAUCGUAUCGGCUGGAGCGAUCGCGGCCUGCCGACCAAGACGAUCACGACGCUCGAGCCGGGUGCGCCCAAGAUUCAGAUUACGCGCGCGAUGAAGCAUCUGCAGCAGCUGACGGAGUCGGGCCAGCAGGUAGGACCGGAGGAGCGCACGGGCCGGCUGGACUACAGCUACGAGAAGACGCCGCUCAAGUGGAGCAUCGAGGGCAACUACAACGAGAAGUACACGUUCAUGUCGGAGAUGGCGCGCGGCCGGUUCUCGAUCGUGGUGAAGGGGCUGGAGAAGGCGACGGACAAGAUUGUGGUGGCGAAGAUCUUCGAGCUGGGCGACGAGCGGUCGGCCGAGGCGGUGGAGCGUGAGUUCGAUGUGCUGCGCACGCUGCGCCACGAGCGCAUUGGGGCGCUGCUCGCUGCGUUCCGGCCGAAGAACACGUCGAUUGCGGCGCUGGUGAUGGAGAAGCUGCAGGGCGCCGAUGUGCUGACGUACCUGAGCAGCCGCUCGGAGUACAGUGAGCAGAUUGUGGCGACGAUCGUGAACCAGGUGCUGGAUGGGUUGCAGUACCUGCACUGGCGCGGCAUCUGCCAUCUGGACCUGCAGCCGGACAACAUCGUGAUGGCGUCGGUGCGCCAGGUCAACAUCAAGCUGGUGGACUUCGGAUCAGCCCAGUACGUGUCGAAGCUCGGCACGAAUGUUACCCGCUCGGGCUGGCUGGACUUUAUGCCACCGGAGGUCCUGAACGAUGAGCCGGCGCUGCCACAGACCGACAUCUGGACGGUCGGCUGCCUGACGUAUCUGUUCCUGUCCGCCACCAGCCCGUUCCGUGGCCAGGAUGAGGCGGAAACGCGUGCCAACAUUAGCUUCGUGCGCUAUCGCUUCGAGAACCUGUUCAAGGAGGUCACCGCGGAAGCAACGCGCUUCCUGAUGCUCAUCUUCAAGCGAGCACCAAACAAACGUCCAACGGUCGAGGAGUGCUUCGAUCACCGCUGGCUGGUGCACACCGACUUCAUGACGAAGAAGCGCGAGAGGGCGAUCUUCCCUGGCAACCGUUUGAAGCAAAUUUCCGAAGAAUACCAUACGAUGAAAACGAACGAAGCCACCAAGUCGGAGACGAUCUCCAACUUUGGUGGCCAAUCCCCGCGCCAGCUGUUGCGUUCCAACAGCAUUCAGGAGGAGCUGCUGACCACCUUCUAAAAAAAAAACACUAUCGCGGCUUUAUACUUUUCUCGCUCCCUAUCGCGUGUUUCAAUGUUCCGUUUUCAGCGUUAGUUAUUUGCUUUGUUUUUGCUUCUUCUAGUAGAAAAUGUGGCUCUUGUUUUCCCCUCUGUUGCUAUUUCGCAGUAAAUAGCACUAGAAUGCUUGAUGCGCCCGGGUUUUCUCGUCUCAUUGGGCGUUCUUUACCGCUCGCUGGUGUCGAGUUUAUUAAACCCCAUUGAAAAGACCCGAGAAAGAGCUUUAUUGGGCGUUUCUUUUCCCUUUUGGUUUCGUUUGUUCAAAGUAGCUUUCGAUCUGUCGAGUUUCGGCUUUGCUUAUCCCAUUUUCUGUCCCCUAGCACUGGAAAAGAGUUCUUAUAUAAACGAAGAUCAAACGAUUUAAAGAAGUAAAGAAAGGAGAGAGAAAAAACAUUAGAAAAAAGGGUUUUUACACUUAAACCAACAAAAAAAAACAAUGAAACGAGUAAACACAAUUCAUGUUCUUUCUAUACAAUCGUACGUUUAUACAAACACGCGCAGCACACAUACACAUUUUGCCGGUAUGUGGUGCUGCCUGUUUGGAGUUGUUCGGGAGAGCCGCUAAUAAAAAAAGGGAUUUUGGACCACGCAAUUCCCCGGGGGAUCUUUUUUUAUAUGACUUUUUUAACCGCAAACCACCACUGUUAUACACACAUCCCUAAGAAAAACCGGGGCUUUGUGCUGGUCCGCCCGCCGCUGCAGCGUGUUGCUUUAGUUUAGUUAUUUAGAGAAAUGUUAGCAAAAAGAAUAGAAAAGAAGAAAGAGAAAAAAUCUGCCGUUUGUGUACUCCCUUCACCGGCAGGGGGUGGAUGUGGUGCGGGUUUCCGGGUUUUGAGCCGUGAAACGCACCACAAUUUUCCACCAUCGAAGGAAACAAACAAUCUAAAAAAAAAUAGGGAGGAAUACAGAGUGUAACUUAUUUAUUUGUAUAUUGUAUAUUUACUCUAUUACGUAUUGCUUUAGUGAUACACAAAGUGCUACAUUUUGCUGCUUCAUUUGCGACUCGCGAUCAUUACAGUGUGGUCAGGGUAUCGAAUGGAGCGGGGGGGUUUUCUUUUUAUUCAUUCACUUCAGCCAAUUUAUCAGUCAUUAGGAGAAGGUAAUCGGACCGGUAAAGUGUAACUGGAUGUUGGAUAAAUAAAAUUGUUUUUACGUUUCUGUUCAAAUAGCAAAA
Messenger RNA from Anopheles arabiensis, 18436 nucleotides. It is a transcript of the gene Obsc, whose product is annotated as obscurin. Bases 551 to 17224 code for a protein of 5557 amino acids. Gene Ontology annotation, biological process: homophilic cell-cell adhesion; synapse organization; protein phosphorylation. The transcript has 33 exons. Gene Ontology annotation, molecular function: guanyl-nucleotide exchange factor activity; protein kinase activity; axon guidance receptor activity. Gene Ontology annotation, cellular component: axon; plasma membrane; neuronal cell body. The record is from RefSeq and is a predicted model, not a curated record. NCBI's taxonomy places the organism in Eukaryota, Metazoa, Arthropoda, Insecta, Diptera, Culicidae.